This is a messenger RNA of Ceratitis capitata (Mediterranean fruit fly), 2447 nucleotides long. It is a transcript of the gene Nsun2, whose product is annotated as tRNA (cytosine(34)-C(5))-methyltransferase. Gene Ontology annotation, biological process: tRNA methylation. Gene Ontology annotation, molecular function: tRNA binding; tRNA (cytidine-N5)-methyltransferase activity. The coding region runs from base 123 to 2327 and encodes 734 amino acids. Gene Ontology annotation, cellular component: nucleus; cytoplasm. The transcript has 6 exons. The record is from RefSeq and is a predicted model, not a curated record. NCBI's taxonomy places the organism in Eukaryota, Metazoa, Arthropoda, Insecta, Diptera, Tephritidae.
UAGGGUUGCUUAAUUCACACGUGUUUACGUUGCGGCUCGAGCAACUGGUUCAAAAGUUUUUGUUUUUUAAGUUGGAAAAUUCCGUACAAAUUAAAAAUACUUAAAAUUGCAUUUAAAAAAAAAUGGGUCGCAACAGAAAGUCAAAUCCAUUUGCCGCAAAAAAGCGUCAGAAGCGUGAGAAUCAAGGUGUUGAUACGCGGCCGGUGCGCCAAGAGCCAUACGAAGAUAUUAAACGUGAAAACGCGGCAUUCAUUAAAUACUACCAGCUGCAAAGUAUAUGCGCCGACGAAAAUGAAUGGGAACAAUUUCUAGCUAAAAUACGCGAAAAUUUACCUGUAACAUUCCGUGUGACCGGUUUUCGUGGGGAAGCUAAAGCGUUGCUCGACAUUAUUGAGACCGAUUUAUUUGCCGAUUAUGUAGAUAGUGUAGCCGAAUUGCAUGGUGUACCUAAAGAAGACGUGGAACGGCCAUUACGCCUACCUUGGUAUCCCGAUGGUUUGGCCUAUCAGUUGCAAUUGACGCGCAAAGAUAUACGCCGCUCUGAGCCGCUGUUCCGCUUGCACAAUUUCUUAAUUACUGAAACUAGUGCUGGCAGUAUAAGUCGUCAAGAGGCGGUGUCGAUGAUACCACCACUUGUUUUGGAUGUACAACCCACUGACAAAGUGUUGGACAUGUGCGCAGCGCCAGGCUCAAAAACUGCGCAGUUGAUCGAAGCGUUGCAUAGUGCGCCGGAGAAACAUAAAAUACCACCAGGUUUUGUAUGUGCCAAUGAUGUAGAUAAUAAUCGUUGUUAUAUGUUGGUGCAUCAGGCGAAGAGGCUUAAUUCGCCGUGCUUUGUUGUAACUAAUCAUGACAGCAGUUUCUUUCCCAAUUUACUGCAAACUGAAGCUGAUGGUAGUAAAUCGAUUUUGAAAUUCGACAAGAUUUUAUGCGACGUGCCGUGUUCUGGUGAUGGCACGCUGCGCAAGAAUCCCGAUAUUUGGACGAAAUGGAAUUUAGCGCAGGCCUACAACUUGCAUGGCAUACAGUAUCGAAUUACGCGACGUGGUGCUGAAAUGCUUAAUGUCGGCGGCCGUCUGGUCUAUUCUACGUGCUCGCUAAAUCCCAUCGAAAAUGAAGCUGUGCUGCAGCGUGUUAUCGCAGACGCAGAUGGUGCUUUGGAGAUAGUAGACGCCGCUCAUUUAGUCCCCGGUUUGAAGUUUAAGCCAGGUAUGACGAAUUGGAAGUUGGCCACCAAAGAAGUGGAUCAAAUAUUCACCACUUUCGAUGAGGUACCCGAAAAGUAUCACACCGUUAUAAGACCCAAUAUGUUCCCACUGCCUAAAGAGCAAAUUGAAAAAAUCGGUUUGGAAAAAUGCUUACGCGUAUUGCCACAUCUGCAGGACUCAGGUGGCUUCUUUGUGGCAGUCAUUGAGAAACGUCGCCAAUUGCCUUUCGAGAAAAAUGAUUUGAAGGCCUUGCUUGAUAAACCCAAGCCAGAAAUUAAAUUAGACGAAAAUGGUCAGCCAAUUGAAGAGAAAUCUGUGCCAUGGGGCCCACAACGGAAGCGUCGUCGUCUGCACGGCUAUAAAGAAGAUCCUUACAUAUUCUUCGAAGAACAAGAUGCCGAUUGGGAUGAGUUAAAAUCCUUCUUUGCGCUCGAUGAUACACUAAAUAAGCGCUGUUUGCUUACACGUUGCGUCACCGAUAAGAAAAAGAAUAUCUAUUACUGUUCCGAGCCCAUACGCGAUAUGGUGCUGUUAAAUGAGGAUACUAUAAAAAUUAUAAAUACCGGUGUAAAAACAUUUGUACGCUGCGAAAAUCGUCAUACAGCGCAUCCAUUCCGUUUGGCGCAAGAAGGUUUGCAGACGACAAAUGCCUUUAUGGGCGCAAUAAGACGCAUAGAAAUCUCGCGCGAGGAUUUAAUUCUUCUACUCAAUUGCACUGAUCCAACAAAGCCACCAUCAACGCUGGAGUUAGCCGAGGAAACUCAGGCGCGUUGCAAGGAAUUAGGCGUUGGCAGUUGUAUUUUAAAAUAUGAAGAUUCACGUUUCACACUUUUCUUGGUCGGUUGGCGUGGCUCGUCCAGCUUACGCGCAUAUGUCGAUAGCAAUGAGACUGUGCAUGUCUUGCGUUUGUUGGGUGCUGAUAUCAGCAAAUUUGAAGUCAACAAGUACGAAAAGGCCAAGGAAGCUGCUGCAGCAGCUGCGGCUGAGGCUGAGGCUACAGCGGAUUUAGCUGAAGCGGCGGCAAAAAUAACUGCGGAUGAUGCGGUAGCACUUGCAGAGGAACAAGAGGAUGCUACGAUGUCUGUAAAUGGUUCAGAAGUGGUGACGGUUGCUGAGUAAUUUUAGCUAGCGUACAAUUUCAAUAUUAUUACAGUUAAGCUUUAGUUUGGUAUAAUUAAAUCAUUUAUAUUUUUUUUUUUAAAUAUAAAUAAAUGCUAUUUACAUAUGCGUAUGUAUUAA